Messenger RNA from Plodia interpunctella (Indianmeal moth), 6869 nucleotides. RefSeq names its product actin nucleation-promoting factor WASL-like. Gene Ontology annotation, molecular function: actin binding. Bases 133 to 1665 code for a protein of 510 amino acids. NCBI's taxonomy places the organism in Eukaryota, Metazoa, Arthropoda, Insecta, Lepidoptera, Pyralidae. Gene Ontology annotation, biological process: actin filament organization. The transcript is spliced from 12 exons. The record is from RefSeq and is a predicted model, not a curated record.
AUCAGUUUGAUGAUUGAUGUUUCACACGGCUACAGAGAAAGUAAUUGCAAGUUUUCCGAGAUUUUUAACUCUGAAUAGUAUUGAAAUGAAUAUUUCCGUGUCGUGAGAAAUGCUGUUAUUGUCGAUCGGAGAAUGUUCGCUGUGCCAAAAAUGCCGAGGGGAGAGCACAGGCCCAGUGUCCUGUUGUCUCGGGAGGAGAACGAGCAGGUUUUCAGCCUCAUAGGCCCAAAAUGUCAGAGUUUAGCGACAGCUGUGGUCCAGCUCUUCACCACCGAAGGGCCAGGGCAUUCAGAAUGGAAGAAAAUGGACACGGGCGUGCUCUGUCUGAUAAAGGACAACGGCCGAAGGUCGUACUUCUUCAGGAUAUACUGCUUGUACAGGAAGAUCAUGAUAUGGGAGCACGAGGUCUACCUCCAGAUAGAGUACAAGAGCCCCAGGCCGUAUUUACACACUUUUGAGGCGGAGGAGUACAUGACGGCGUUCAACUUCGCGAACGAAGAAGAGGCGAGGAUUCUAAGGAAUAUUCUUAUAGAGAGAAUCGAAAUGAGGAAGCAGAGGCGGCAAGAACGACGGCAGCGUUCAAUGAUGGCGACGCGAGCGAACUCGGGCGGCGCAACUAACAACCGUCAGAACGGCGUCGCCUCCCCGCUACCCGCGACGCCGCCCGCCCCUGCGCCCGCUCCUGCGCCCGCGCCGCUCGCCGCUCCGCUUACAAAUAAACCUUCGUUUACUUCCGGCUACACAUUAAAAGGCACCAAGAAGCCAAAAGGAAGGAAACUGACGAAAGCCGACAUCGGCGUGCCGCACGGCUUCAAACACGUGUCACACAUAGGGUGGAGCGCCGCCACAGGAUUCGACGUGGAGACUCUGCCGGACGACGACGAGAUGAAGUCGUUCUUCCUGAAGGCGGGCGUCUCCGAGAGCCAGCUGCAGGACCAGGAGACGCGCCAGUUCAUAUACGACUUCAUACACGAGAACGGCGGCAUCGAUGCGGUCAAGAACGAGCUGCAUAAUACCAAGAAGCCUAGCAAAGGGUGGAGCGAGAGCGCGGCGCCGGCGCCGCCGGUGCCGUCGCGGAGCCCCGCGCCGCCGCAGCCGCCCGCGCCGCCGUCGCGCGCGCCGCCGCCGCCGCCGGCGCCCCCGGCGCGCGCGGUGCCCCCUCCCCCGCCGCUGUCCGCGCCCCGCAACCCCCCGCCGCGCCCGCCGCAACCGCCGUCGAGCGGGCCGCCGUCAGUGCCUCCCCCUCCCCCGCCGGGCGCGGCGCCGCCUCCCCCUCCCCCUCCCCCGCCGCCGCCGCCGCCCGCCGCCGCGCCGCCGCCGCCCGCCCCGCCCGCCCCGCCCGUCCCCGACAACUCCGCCGUGCCCGCCGACGCCAGAGCUGCCUUGAUGGAAAGCAUUCGGAGUGGGAAUAAAAUGCUCAAGCCAGUGGAUCAAAGCGGGGCGAGCGCCGCGAAGGACGACAGCAGAACGAACCUGCUCAGUGAAAUCCGACAGGGAACGCAGCUCCGAUCGGUGGCGGCGCGGCCGACGCCGCAGCCGCCACGGCCGCGGCCGGCGGGGCUGGCGGGCGCGCUGGCCAAGGCGCUGGACGAGCGCUCGCGGGUCAUGCACUCCUCCGACUCCGACUCGGACUCCACCAGCGACGGCGAGUGGGACGACGUCUAGCCGAGGUAUGUUUUGUCUCUGUCGUUUGUAUGAACGUUUUCCGAAAUACAAUUGUAAUUUUUUUUUGUAGUCGGCAGUUUACGUUCAUAAAUUGUUUCUUUAAAUGUUUAAUUUUGUUUCUCAUAUGAAUAUAAUUGUGUUAUUGUUAAGACUGAUAUUACAUUUUUCACAUUCAAGUCGCGUCAAUUUGGUUCUAUAAAUGUAAUAUUAUACAUAUGUUUAAUCACAGAUACAUACAAUUUUGAGGUUAUAUAAACGUAUUUGUAUACAAAAGACAGAGAUGUAAUAUAUCAGGUCAAAGUCUAGGAUUCCGCCUGUGAUAGAAAUGACUUCAAGUUUUUUUCGUGAAAAAAUAUCUGUGCGCUAGAUACAUAAAAAACAAUCUUAUGAUCCCGGUGAUAAGAUUCACAAACCUAUGACAAAUAAUUCCGCCAUUUUCAAAUAUAAAAUCGAUAGAUUAUAUAAAAAUCAAUCGAUCGACUUAAGAUCUAGCGCACUCGUAUUAAAACAUGCAUUAUUUAUAAUUAUGGGCGAUGUUUUGUUUUUUUUUUAUAUCAGUUGAUUAUAAGUAAAAUAUAAUAUAUUUCAUGAUUGUAAAUAUGGUCAAAAAUGUGUCAAGAUGAUUUUUUAAAAGUGCCCACGGGUGAAUUUCACGAGCGUUUUGAACGCCGCCGCGGGCUCUCAUUAGUGUUUAUUAAAUUGUACCAUACACAGUAAUCAAUUCAAUUAUCAUAUUUUAUAAAUAAGUAAAGUACUGGUACAAUGUUAAUUUUAUAAAUGUUUAAUUUAAAAAAAUAUAUAUUCUUCAAAAAAAAAAUAUGUGCGACACUAAUGAAACGCUACAUGCCGCGUUCAAACAGUCGUGAAAUUCACCCACAUAGUUGUAAUAAAUGUAAUGUGUCCGUAAUAAUAAUAUCCUGUUGUGCCUAUAAUACUAAUAUACGAUUUUUUUCGAUUACUACUCGAUGUGAAUACGAUUUUUUUGACUAGCACUUACGCUUGAAUCCACUCGUUAUCCUAUACAAAAUUCGCUUCAGCUGUCAAUGUGUAAAUUUGCAAAAUUAUAAGAUUUUUAUUAUGUAUAGAAAUAUUGUGAUAGUUUUUAUUUUUAAUGAAAAUUCGUGUUUGAAAUUAUUAAUACAAUCUUGGAAUGUUGUAAUAUCUAUUUCAAAAUAAGUACCUAUCGCUCAAAAUAAAGCUCACAAAUAUAUUUCUAAACAGGGUGUCGAUUCUGCUAACGUUACGACAUAAUAGUGUUUCGACGACCUUAUACUUUAAGUUUAGGCAAGACAAAAAUUGUUUCCCAUUUAUGAUAUACUGUUACAAAAUAAUUGAGACACGAUUGUGGGCAACAGAAUCGACAUUCAGUCUAUAAAGAGUAGAAACCGGAUUUUUAACAACAAAAUUUAUUUAGCCUGGAGGAUAUAGCCCCCUCAUUUAUUUGCUACUCUUUAUAGACGUACGGUAAAUUUAUUUUUGACUUAUUUCUCGAUAAUGGUAAUUAAUUAUUCAAGUUUAUAGACCUAUUCUGGAUUAUAAUUGUACUUAUAUUUUAACAGUAUUAACGAAAUAAUAUGGAACAACCGUAAAAUGUGUAUAAAUAGAAUUUAAUUUGUGUAAUCAUUACCAGAUUCGUAAACGCCUUGCGCUGCAAGGAUGGUUUUCUAAAAUGAUUUAAAAUGCUCACUUCUCGCGGUGAAAUGAAGAGGGCGCUUGAUCAAUUUGAGCUUGACAAGACACGGCCAAAAAUCGCCAACGCGGAAUUCUUGACGUAAAAAUUACGUUCAUCCGAACGCGACUACAACGAUAGAAUGAAAGUCGCUUGGAACGAAACGGCACGAUAGUUUCGGAACUAUUAAAUACACAACUUUAAAGAUUUUGAUUUUUAGAGUCAAGUUGAUUAAAAAGUCAAGAUUAUUUAUCUUUUUGUGAAUAACUAAACAAAAAUGCUUACAGUUGCCAGUAUUCAUGAACUAAACUACCGCCCUACUAGAUUCUAACGCAAGAAGUUAGCGCGAGACGUUGUGGAGCGUGAUAAUAAGGAGUGCCAAGUGUUAGUUUAAAGCCAGUGCCUGCAGUAGCGUUAACGACUAGUCAGCGUCGAUUGUGGAGGUUCGGUAUUCAGCUGUGGGGUGAGCACGAGGUUUUACGAGAUCACGAUCUUAUCUAAAUUUUCUAUGUAAAUGUUGUCGAAGGUGAUAUUACGUACUCGCAAAAACUGUUGCUAACCCCACUAAAGUCUAUAAGAAGUUCGACCUCAUUCAGUUGUUAAUAUUGCGUGCUAUAGAUAAAUCUGCUAUAGCUAUUAAUAUUGGUUGUUUUCGAUAGUAGCUCUUAUUGAGAUGCAAUAAGAACUAACAAUUUGACAACCGAAGUCGGUCAUAUUUGUUACAGACUUAAGCUGCAGUACUCUUGGUAUGAGUUUUCAAUUCGCAUUCGAUUACGUUUAUGUUUCAUCUCCAAUCAAUUGUGUAGUGACGUUGUUAUCAUAUUUAUAGUUAUAGAUCAUUUGUACCGCACCGCUCCUACCCGGCAUGAAAACGUUUAUUGAAAACUGAGCUUUAAAGCAUCCCCUAAAGACAUAAUUUAGAUUGACAAGAUGAGAGAUAAAAGCGAGCACUACGCUUAUUUGUUGUUAAUGUAAAAUAUGUCUUCAGAGAACGCUUUAAAAUAUACUUUCCAACGCCAUCUUGCGGGAGCGCUGCGGUGCCUUUAUCCGACUACGGCGAAUCGAUUGUGGUCUGAAAUUGAAGUCUGUAUAGGACCGUAAUAAUAAUGAUCGAAUUCGAAGCGAAACCUCGCACUAUACGUACAGUACGUGACAUACAUUGAUGAAACAAUAAAAAUGCAGUGCAAUGCUCAUAUAUUUAUUUAAAUAAUCAAUAUCGUUAUGUUUAGCUUUAUUUGCUACCGUUUUCUUUCGCCACUUUCUGCUACUUAUGAAUUAGUAAUGAUUAAAAUAAAAUAUUCUUUAAUUUAUAUCUUUGCAUAAUAUGUUAGAGUUAUUGCACUGCAGACCGUUUCAACUAGAAAAAACUUUAAUAUUUUAUAACAAUAAACUUUAUUUAACAAAUUCCGUUAUUAUUUAUCUAGUUGACUCGGUCGUAUAGCCUUUUAUUUUAGUUUUUAAGUUUAUUUUAAGGAUAUAAAUAUUUAUUUACAUUUUUAUUCCAUACGUCAUGUUUACGCGUAACAUUUGUAUAAUUUAGAUUUUGUAUAAUUUGUAUAUAAUGUAACGUUACGAGAUCGACUGACAUGGUGAUUCUAAAGCGAAGAACAAUCAUAUCUAGUUAGACAAUCGUAUAUUUAUGUAAGUUAAAAUGCGUUUUAAAUUUAAAAUCGCAUCAAAUACUGUUUAGGUUGAUGUAACUUAACAGACUUUUAAAAAAUUUCAUUGCUUCCUUAUUUAUUAUAAAGAGACAUGCAUUGUUUAAAAAACAAUACAACUACAUCAAAAAAAUCCUAAUUAAGUAUAAAGUUGAAGUGAGACGUGAGCUUUGUGUAUGUUAACUGAACAUUGGCGGACACAGCACUGCUAUAGCAGUACAUAUACCUUCUAUUGUGUGUCGUCCAGUGUUCGCUGUUAAGCACUUAAUAAAGUCAAAUUGCGAUCAGAGCGAGUUACUGUAAGACUCGGAAAAGUCCUUUACGCCUUGUGCCCAGGCCCAAUCCCAUCAACUAGUUGUGUUUAUUGUUUAUGGUUAUACCCGGGAGUAAACCCAUCUCCGGUUGCCAUUCGUCGUACACGUAAUAUGUUUGAUCUAGUGAACAUUGUUCCGAUUUCGGCCAUCGAUAUAAAGUCGAUAGGAUUAUAAUAAAUAACACAUGUAUUUAUUAUUACUAUUUUUAUUUUUAUAUAUACUACAUAAUGCUAUAUAUAUAAUACAUAAUGCUCAUGUCUGAUAUAGUGAUUGUAUCGCAUGCUCUAAAAAUAUUUUCCAUUAUAAAUUUGUUUUUUUUUUUUUUUAAUUCAAAAUCAUCGUUUUGGCGAACGGUGGAGCCAUGACACAAAAAAUAAAAUCGUGGUUUUUUUGCUAUUGAUGAGAGCGAAAGUUUAAACCACGAUUAAAUACAUGACAUAUAGACAUAUCUCAAAUACCUUAUGAAUCUUAGCCCGCGGGGUGAGAGGCGCGGGGCGGACGGCAAAGGGAAUUAAGAGACUGCCGCCCGCGACCCUCUCGAUCCCCUUUGUCGCCUUCUCCCCGCACCUCUGUCACCCCGCGGGCGAAUAUUCAUAUUUCUAUAUCAUGUCUUCUUGCAUGAAUGCCGCAAUAGCAAGAGCGUUUAUUCCAGUAGCUGGCAAUUCAUAUUCAUAAAUAUGAAUUUGUAAAAUAGUGCGAAACUAAUUUUAGAUUGACGCAUUAAUGACGAGGCGUGCGACAAGUAAAAUAUAUUCCCUUAUUGCAAGUUUUCGAAUUAAACUCGAUCGUCGAAACUUCGUAAGCUUCGAAAAGAUUUCGCCAAUAGAUAUUGAAUCUUAUGUAUUCAUUAUAAGGUCCAAAAUAAUUGAUUGUGAACAUUCCUCAGAGAGAGUGAGAGAAAACAGAUAAACUUGACUGAUAAUAAGGAAUUGAAAAGCUAUAUUCACAAUUUUAUCGCUCAAAAUAAUAAUAGUGCCUAAAAAAUUAUUGAUUUCAUAUAAUAGUGAGUCUUAUUUGAUUUGAAACUAAAAUGGAAAGUUUUCGAACGCCUCGUUAAAAUAUGCGCUAGAUCCUGAUAUGAGAAUAGAUAUGAGUAUAUAGAAUUGUGGCUAAAUGCCUCAUAGAUUGUCCCAGUUAACGACAUUGAAUCGGCUUCAGCUGGUCAGAAUCCUAGUAUUCGCUCCAGCUCUCGUCUGCGCCUAGCCGAUCCGAAUGAUAUUGACCCUUAUUCCAUAUAUGUAAAGGGUUUUCCUGGUUGGCUAAAUCCGAUUCCAGUUCGAUAACUAUGGAGACAUCCUUCGAAUUCGGCCAUUUGUGUUUCAAUACAACAGAAAAUUACUAUCAAUAGAAAAAAAAAUUAGACUUAUUAAAGUUAGGUUAUGAAUUAUACUUAGUAAUAACUUGUAUAUUGUAAAAAAGGGCGGAAGCUAUUUUUAUAAUAUUGAAAUGUAUGUUUUCUAUUGUUAAUGUCUUGAAAUGUUCGUGCGCAAUGUUAACUAACAAAAUCAUGUUAUUAAUACCAUCUGUAACAUUAUGUUGACUAAAUAUAAAAAUAAUACAAGC